UAACCUAAAUGUCUACACUUCUCUGAUGCCUUCUCCAUUUCUGGAACAGUAGAACAAAUUUAAUAUCAGUCAAUUAUUAGUGUACGCCCCCGUCUGCAUCCCCUCGGGUCACUUUUUCGAGCUUUCCGACAGAACUACAAGUUCCAGAACCUGCCGUAAUUAUUGAGGCUCUGCGAUAGCGCCCCUCCCCAACGGGAGAGAAAGAGCGAGCGAGCGAGCGAGCCGUUACGGUGCUCUCUCCUCUCUCGACUGGCAGUCGACCGUCGACGUUCGUAAAUGGCGAUGUACCGAUGUCGAAUGCUCGUAGCGAAUUGGUGAAUCGUCGUACGUGAUGACGGCUCGUCACUGAACCCCGGACGGCGAUGGGCACGCAAAAGCCGGAAGAAUGGGCGAAUUUGCUGAUCACACGUUUCGAGGAACAGUUGCCGUGUCACAGUGGCCCUCAAACCAGCCACUCUCGUAUGAAUGAAGAAAGAAACAAAAAAUGCUUGAUACAAAUUUCUCGUUACCGUUUUUCCCUUGUAAUAUCCAGUCUCACUAAGAUACUCCAAAGUGUUAAUGAAAUGGUACCAUGUAUCGGGGGUCAACGCAUAUUUCAUAGCACAGACCAAGAUCGGCAUUCCUAUGAAUCUAUCGUUAUUGUUUUGGACACUUUGGAAAAGUGUCUUGCGAAUCAACCAAAAGACACGGCUAAAUUUGACGAGACUAUGAACGUAAAGUUUCUGCUUAGAGAGAUAUGCCAAUUCAUAGAUGUACCAAACGAUAGUCUUCAAAAUGCUCAUUUAAAAAAUUUGGCGAGCAAAGUAUUGUUUGCUUUGAGCUUGAACUUCUUCAAUGCUGUAUUCAACAGAAUAUCGGCUACACUCCAGGAACUAGCAAAAUGUGGCGACGAGAAUGCCAAUUACAGCGACAUCGAAUUAAUUCAGCACAUUAACGUGGAUGUUUACAGGCUAACAAAACUUUUAACUGAAACGAUCCAAAAAUUUAAACAGCUCAAAAAAUCAGCGCACAUAGUUCUUAUGAAUUCCUUGGAAAAAGCAAUUUGGAAUUGGAUGGAUACUUAUCCGCAUGAAUUUGCCGAUCUUCAUAAAAAGCCUAACGAAGAUCUUGGAAAAGCAUGCGAAGAAUUAUUCGAUAUUCUCGAUACGUUUGCAGACAAUAAAAAGGGAAGAGCUGCAGCUGUUUGGCCUUUACAAAUUAUGCUUCUUAUACUUUCGCCAAAAGUUUUGGAGGAAAUAGUGAAUGCUGAUUCUGGUGCUCCUUGUUCGCCGAAACAUUCAAAGAAAAAACAAUUUAUCGACAGCGUUAAACGAGGUUUAGGAAUGCAUGGUAGUUCUAGUAAACAACUAGUAGAAGCUGCAGCGGUCACUUGCAUUAAACUUUGUAAAGCAUCAACUUAUAUAAAUAAUCGGGACUCGAACAACGUUAUCUUCACGCUUGUUCAACACGUAAUGAAUGAUUUGAUGGCACUAUUUUUUAAUCCAGUCAAACUAUUUUCUCGUGGUCAGAAUUACGUUGCCCAAGACAUCGACCUAAUGAUAGACUGUUUUGUUAGCUGUUUUCGUAUUAAACCUCACAACAACGAAGUACUUACAGUUUGCUUGAACUUGAGUUUUCCAUCGACAUACCAAUUCGUCUUGGUUAGCUCAUUAUACAAAAUUGUAACUCAACCAAGACUGCAAUGGUGGCCUCAAAUAGAUCUUCUGUAUUCACGUAGUACAGAACUUAGAAAUAUGUUUACUGAUGUUUUAAAUAAAGUCACACAGAGUUACAUAUCACACACACCGUUGCGAAUGAUUCACAGUUUAACCCUCAAAGGUAAAGAACAGAAUAAAUACAGGGAUCGCGGAGAAGAAAUAUCGAGUUAUAGAAAUUUACUCUUGUGGAUGGUGAAACUCAUUCAUGCCGAUCCUAUGUUACUACUGUAUAAUGAAGGAAAAGCUGGUCAUGAAAUACAGAGCUCUACGUUGCAAUUAAUUAAAGGUUUAGUUUCCUUAAUUCAUCAACCAACAAUGCCAGACAUAGCAUACGAAGCAAUGGAAGCAUUAUUAGUAUUGCAUCAUCCAGAUAAAAUAAAAACAUGGAAUCCAGAAGCGCCGAUUCAUACUUUUUGGGAUGUCAGUUCCCAAGUUCUCUUCUCGAUUUCUGAAAAAUUGAUUCAACAUCAAAUUGUUAAUUAUACUUGUAUAUUAAAAUGGAUUAGAGAAAUACUGAUUUGUAGAAAUGCUUUCCUGGCGCAACAUAAAGAUUACGCUAACGUGGGUAGCCAGAUUGCUAUUUGUAAGCAGGCACACAUUACACUAGAGGUUGUGUUGUUCAUGUACUUGUGGAGUAUAAAUAUGGAAGCGGUUUUAGUAUCAAUGUCUUGUUUUACAUUGCUAUGCAAAGAAGCGGAAGUGCGUUGCGGUAGCGAUGAUGUAGCAGUAACUUGUUUACUUCCCAACUAUCAUUUAUACCUUGAAUUGGCGCAACCUUCUACUGUGUUAAUCACUGCCAGCGGGGAAAGUAAGAUAUGUUAUCACGAUCAUAAUCAUGGGCGCGCUGCUUUACAAAAAAGAAUUAUGGCCUUAUUGAGGAAGAUAGAGCAUUGUGUAAACGGUGUACAGCCUGCAUGGGAAGAAACAUUUAAAAAUUGGGAAGUGACUUCUCGACAGUUAGUAAGUUAUCCUAAAUCUAAGACGGAAGAUGGUCAGAUGGAAUUUUAUCGAAGCACAGGAAAGCGUAGAGCAUCGCAUCAAAAUUCCGAACAUGAAUUAGAGGAGCAAAUUAACGAGUGGGCAAACAUGACAGGAUUUCUCUGUGCUCUGGGUGGCGUAUGUUUGCAAAAACGUUAUCCGAAUAGACCAUUAUCAGGCAUGCCUUCGAACCCAGAAUCAAAGAAAAGUUCGACGAAACAGCAGGAGCCUACAUCUUGUUUGUCAAAGCCAAGCCAAGAAGUACAAUGUACGCAGUUUGUUUUCAAUUUAUUGCGCUUACUAAUCUGUAACAAUGAAAAAUUUGGAAAUCAAAUUCAACAACAUGUUAAAGAAUUGGUAGGCCACGAAAUGAGCCCAGCGUUGUAUCCGAUACUCUUCGAUCAGAUCAAAAGCAUAGUCGAAAAAUUCUUUAAUCAAGAAGGACAGGUUAUAGUAAUGGAUGGCAAUACUCAAUUUAUCGAGCAUAUUAUAUUUAUAAUGAAAAAUAUAUUGAAUUCAAAGUCGGAUCAACCUUCUGAAUACCUUGGAAUGACCAGUAUAGAAGGGAUGAUGUUAGCGAUCGUUAGAUAUGUUAGACAUUUGGACAUGACUGUACAUUCUAUACAUAUUAAAACAAAAUUAUGCCAACUCGUCGAAACGAUGAUGAAAAGGCGUGACGAUUUAGCGUUUCGACAAGAAAUGAAGUUCAGGAAUAAACUUGUGGAAUAUUUAACCGACUGGGUGAUGGGUGCCACUCACCAGAUUACUCCAUCGACUAGUGGAGACUUAAUUGUUUACACUCGGGAUUUAGAUCAAGCUUGUAUGGAAGCAGUCGGAGCAUUAUUACGAGGUCUUCCUCUUCAACCCGAAGAGUCUGAUCGUGGCGAUUUAAUGGAAGCAAAAUCUGAAUUAUUUUUAAAAUAUUUUACUCUUUUCAUGAAUUUAUUAAACGAUUGCAAUGAAGCAGCUGCCGAAGAAAAAGAGCUCGUAUCUCAGCAACCGUGUUUAACUAGCGGUAAAUUAUCUACAUUGCGCAAUGCUACCAUACAAGCUAUGAGUAAUCUGCUUAGUGCAAACAUUGACAGUGGCUUGAUGCAUUCGUUAAGUUUAGGCUAUAAUCCAGAUUUACAAACACGAGCAGCAUUCAUGGAAGUUCUCACUAAAAUUCUUCAGCAAGGAACAGAAUUUGAUACACUAGCGGAAACAGUAUUAGCUGAUAGAUUCGAGCAAUUGGUUCAACUCGUUACAAUGAUUAGCGACAAAGGGGAAUUACCUAUUGCAAUGGCUUUAGCCAAUGUUGUGACAACGAAUCAAAUGGACGAAUUGGCACGAGUUUUUGUAACAUUGUUCGAUGCGAAACACUUACUAUCGCCUCUUUUAUGGAAUAUGUUUUAUCGCGAGGUCGAAGUGUCCGAUUGUAUGCAAACACUAUUCCGAGGAAACAGUCUUGGAAGCAAAAUUAUGGCAUUCUGUUUUAAAAUUUAUGGUGCAAGUUAUUUACAAAAUCUGCUCGAACCUUUAAUUACGCCUUUAUUGGAUGAUCCUACGACUGGUUUCGAAGUCGAUAGUGCAAGGAUAGAUACCAAUGAAAAUAUAGAACAAAACGGACGCAAUUUAAUAGCAUUGACUCAAAAAGUAUUCGAUGCUAUAGUAUCGUCAGCUGAUCGAUUUCCACCACAAUUGCGGUCAAUGUGCCAUUGUUUAUAUCAAGUACUCAGUAAAAGAUUUCCACAAUGUCCACAAAAUAAUAUCGGAGCCGUAGGAACUGUAAUAUUUUUGCGAUUCAUCAAUCCAGCUAUUGUUUCACCCCAAGAGAUGGGUAUCGUGAAUGAAUCUGUACCUCCUCAAGUGAAAAGAGGGCUAAUGCUUAUGUCUAAAAUACUUCAAAAUAUCGCAAAUCACGUGGAAUUUAGUAAAGAGCAGCACAUGUUACCCUUCAAUGAUUUUUUACGGGCACACUUUGAAAUUGGAAGAAGAUUUUUCAUACAGAUAGCAUCGGAUUGCGAAACAGUGGAUCAGGCCAGUCAUCCGAUGUCAUUUGUGUCGGAUGCUAACGUUUUAGCAUUACAUAGAUUGCUUUGGAACCAUCAAGAACGAAUCGGUGACUAUCUUAGCAGUAGUAGAGACCAUAAGGCAGUAGGUAGAAGACCUUUUGAUAAAAUGGCCACAUUAUUGGCGUACCUUGGGCCUCCAGAACACAAACCAGUAGAUUCGCAUUUACUAUUUUCUUCAUCCUAUGCUCCAUGGUCAAGCAUCGAUAUGUCUUCAACUAAUUUCGAAGAAAUUAUGGUGAAACAUAAUAUGCACGAAAAAGAAGAAUUCAAGAGUAUCAAGAAUUUAAAUAUUUUCUACCAAGCAGGCACUAGCAAACAAGGAUAUCCAGUGUUUUAUUAUAUUGCCAGACGUUAUAAGAUCGACGACACGAAUGGUGAUUUGUUGAUGUAUCAUGUUAUUCUCACUCUAAAACCGUUUUGUCAUUCCCCGUUUGAAUUAGUUGUCGAUUUUACCCAUAUGUGUUCAGAGAAUCGAUUUAGGACAGAAUUUCUACAGAAAUGGUUUUACGUAUUACCAGAAGUUGCUUACGAAAAGAUUCAUGCUGCAUACAUUUACAAUUGCAACAGUUGGGUAAGAGAAUAUACAAAGUUUCACGAUAGAAUCUUGGCACCAUUGAAAAAUAACAAAAAAGUAGUCUUCCUCGAUGGGCCAGGCCGUUUAAACGACGUAAUUGACGUUGACCAACAAAAAUUGCCUGGCGCUACACUUUCUCUCGACGAAGAUUUAAAGGUGUUUAACAGUGCUCUGAAACUGUCUCACAAAGAAACUAAGGUAUCCGUGAAAGUUGGACCAACUGCUAUACAAAUUACCUCAGCGGAGAGAUGCAAAGUACUGUCGCAUUCGGUUUUUUUAAAUGACGUUUAUUACGCAUCGGAAAUAGAAAAAGUUUGUUUACUAGAUGACAAUCAAUUCACUUUGACCAUUUCUAACGAAACUGGCCCGCUGUCUUUUAUUCAUAACGAUCGUGAUAAUAUCGUUCAAGCUAUAAUUCACAUAAGAAAUCGAUGGGUAUUAUCCCAGCCAGAAUCUGUGUCUGUUCAUCCAAAGAUUAGACCUAAACACGUACCUGGCACGUUAUUGAACAUGGCAUUAUUGAAUCUUGGUAGUUCGGAUCCAAAUUUAAGAACAGCAGCGUAUAAUCAACUAUGCGCAUUAACUGCCACUUUUGAUUUGAAAAUUGAAGGGCAACUCCUGGAAACAUCUGGACUUUGCAUACCUUCGAAUAAUACGAUAUUCAUUAAACACCUAAGCGAAACUUUAGCUGCGAAGGAUCCUCACCUUACGCUCGAGUUUCUAGAGGAAUGUAUACAAGGGUUCAGAUUGUCGAGUAUCGAAUUGAAACACCUCUGUUUAGAAUAUAUGACUCCGUGGUUAAAUAAUCUCGUUCGAUUCUAUAAACCUAACGAUGGAGGAGGUAACCGUCAGAAGCAAGUAACAAAGAUUUUAGAGAAAUUAAUUACGUUAACUAUCGAGGAGGUGGAAAUGUACCCAAGUAUACAAGCCAAGAUAUGGAGCACAAUUGGAAGAUUGCCGGAUUUGAUAGAUACAGUUUUGGAUAAUUUCAUUCAGCGUAGCGUCAGCUUUGGGCUCGGUUCCCCAACGGUUGAAAUAAUGGCUGAUACAGCUGUAGCGUUGGCUUCUGGAAAUGUUCAGUUAGUGGCAAAGAAAGUAAUAGGAAGACUUUGUCGAGUUUUGCAACAUACGAGAUGGGAUGAUAUAGCUAUUCUAGCAAGAUAUUUACUGAUGUUGUCCUUUAAUAAUUGUUUGGACGUAGGAAAACAUCUACCUUAUUUAUUUCACACGGUAACGUUUCUCGUUUGCUCCGGAAGUCUGAGUAUGCGAGCAUCCACCCAUGGUUUGGUUAUCAAUAGCAUUCACUCGCUUUGCACUUGUAGUUCCCCUUCGUUUUCAGAAGAUACUUACCGAAUAUUGCGAAUGAGUCUGGAUGAAUUUUCUCUACCAAAAUUUUAUUUACUUUUUGGUAUUAGUAAAGUAAAGUCUGCUGCGGGUACAGCAUUUAGAUCUAGUUAUAGACAUUCGAACGAGAAAUGGUUUAGUAACGAGCGUAGCGUUACCGGAACGCACGACAAAGAAAGACUCUCGUUAACCAGUUUGGAAAUCAUAACGGAUGCUCUCCUUGAAAUUAUGGAGGCUUGUAUGCGAGACAUUCCGCAAUGCGAUUGGUUGAAAACUUGGACGUCUUUGGCGAAAAAUUUCGCUUUUUGCUUUAACCCAGCUCUUCAGCCAAGAGCUUUGAUCGUUUUCGGUUGUAUCAGUAAAAGUAUAACCGAUCAAGAUAUGAAACAGUUGUUAAAGAUAUUGGUGAAAGCGCUUGAGAGUUUUAACGAUAUUACAUUACUCGAAGCAAUUAUUAUGUGCCUCACUCGACUACAACCAUUACUUAGACCCGAAUCUCCCAUACAUCGAUAUUUAUUUUGGGUCGCAACAUCUGUCCUUCAAUUGGAUGAAGCAUCUUUGUAUGCAUGUGGUUUAGCUCUUCUCGAGCAGAAUUUGCAUACUUUAGAUUCCCAAGGAACUUUUGAUGAUAAGACUUUAGAAAAUGUUAUGAUAUCGACACGUGAGCCUUUAGAAUGGCACUUCAAACAAUUGGAUCAAGCUGUAGGACUCUCGUUCAAAUCCAAUUUUCAUUUUGCAUUGGUUGGACACCUUUUAAAAGGAUACAGGCAUCCCACGCCAACCACUGUAACAAGAACAGCUAGAGUACUCACUAUGUUGUUAGGCAUCACGGCUAAACCAUCUAGGAGAGACAAAUUUGAAGUAACGCCAGAAAGCGUAGCUUACUUAUCUGCAUUGGUAUCCGUAUCCGAAGAAGUGCGAAGUAGAUGUCAUAUUAGGCAUUCGGUUGCCAAAAAUACAGAAUCUGGUAGUACAGACUGUCUUGAUAAUUUGCUUCCACACAAUACAGAUACAGCCAAUGCAACAUCUAGCAAUCCGACUAAUCGUCGACAAAAAUCGUGGGAUCUACUCGAUCAAUCUGCGCUUACUCAAGCUAGACAGCAGAAACAGUAUUCAACGCAUCAGACUGGACGGAUUUUAUUUAAAACGCAGCGAUCUUUUUCUGUACCAACUGCAAAGGAAACGAAAACAACCGAAGAAACAGAACCAAAGAAUCGAAGUGCCAGAGUAAGCGUGAGCAACGAAAACAAUGUAUUACUCGAUCCGGAAGUACUGACAGACUUUUCAACUCAAACUUUAGUUUUAACUGUUUUGGUCACUUUGGUGAAAAAUUCAUCUGACGAAAAUGAACAACGGAUUCUUUACGAAUACCUCGCGGAAGCCUCUGUUGUGUUUCCAAAGGUGUUUCCAGUGAUUCAUAAUUUGCUCGACGCAAAAAUCAAUAGCGUUUUAUGCUCCUGUCAUGAUCAAGGUAUACUAAACUCGGUACAAGCAAUUAUACAGAAUAUGAUAUCAUCCGAGGAUACAAGUCAACAACAAUUACACUAUUUACAAAGCUGUGGGUUUGGAGGAUUAUGGAGGUUUGCAGGUCCUUACACAAACUCCAAUUGCACAGCUAAAAGUGCGCAGUUGUUUGUUAAUUGCUUGGAAGCAAUGAUCAAGACAUGUCUACCAGUUGAUGAAACAGAAGGAUCUAGCAGUAAUGAAACCUCAAUGGAAAAAAGUAAACGAAUGGAAAGUCAUCAGUCCGACGUAACAUCAAAAAGUAAAACUUCCGUUUAUUGGACCGAUCGCACAAGCGCGCAUAAUUCUUCAGACCCAACUGAUGAAACCUGUCGAAGUAGUACGUCUUUUAUUCAUAGAGACCACGUUAUUGAUCGCAGAGGAGAUAUUUCGCUAGAUCCUAUCAACCAAGGAGAAAAUAGUAGUAGUAGUUCACAAGCUUAGCGAUUGGCAUGUGAAUCUAAGAAACAGUGCAGUAAAAAUGGGAGAAAAGGACAAGUUGGUCGGAAAGUGCAACAACAAUUGAGGAAGCGAGCUUUCGUUACUCGGAUCGGGGCUGACCCUCACGUUCGUGGCUUCUCGACGGCUUGCAGAAGACGGGAAUGGAAGUGAGUGAGAGAGAAUGAAAAUGCGCGAGAUAUUUGACAACGGUAUACACCGAUUCAUUUCGCUCGAGGACAAAUGGUUUAGCUUACGUUAAUCCUUUCUCGUUCUCGCGUGAUGGAGGUAUCCGAUACUUGUAUGCGUGGCUGCGCGACGUACUUCGGUGUGCAGAAUCAUUACGCUACUACCGACAAAUUGUAUCGUACAAAUCUUCCAUAAGACCUAACGUGUGGUGCGAUCAACGACAGAAUCGAAUUCGAAGACUUGCCACCAAUUUGCCCUGUUGCGGAGAACUCUGCCCCCUCCUUACUGCCGUGGCUGAUGAUGUGGACGCUGAACGAGAAUAUCGCAUUUAGAUUUAUUUUUAUGAAAUUUAUUUAACGAAAUGGACCUUGUAUAUCGAACUUGGCGAUAUUCGUAAGCGGUAGUAAUAACAACGGCGAUGUUAACGACAAGUAUUAUUUUAUUUUUGAGAAUCGGAAGCGUGAAAUGUUUGGAAUACUUCCCUUUGCGUCGCUUCGCCGGAGACUUUUGUAUCUGUAAGCUUGUCUCUGCUUUUUUCUCUCUUACUGUUUUAUGGCAUAAUCUCUUCAAAAUUAGGCAUUAUUUUGUUCAUUGAUCUUAUAAACUUAAAUUAAAUAAAUGAAUGUUAUGGCUCCGUCACUCGGGCCGAAUGUCGCAACUCGUUACAAAAGAAUUACUCUUUGUUAGGUAUUAAGAUUAUAUACAACGUACUCUGCUGUCCAAAAAUGAACGCGAGUCUAUGCAUAGGCGCUGUCGAAUUUUCUCCUUGUGUCGCGUUAGAUGUAUUUACUUUGGCGGAUGCGAGACAAACGAAUGUAACCUUUGAUUUCUCGUUAGCGAAUGACUUAGUACGUGCCUUAUCGUUUUCGGGCGCUGGCCGCCGGGCAUAUGUAGGUAAUUGCGAGAGGCGAUGGGGAAUGGUAUUUAUAGAAUUCGCAAUUCGUAGGCAACGCGAGAAGGAAACAAUUAGCUGCAAUCGUUUUCUACUUUCAUCGAAACGACCCUCGCCCACUGCGCUGGGCUGUGCGACUCGGUAUUUAGUUUUCACGGUAUUUAG
This is a messenger RNA of Hylaeus anthracinus, 9834 nucleotides long. It is a transcript of the gene Nf1, whose product is annotated as neurofibromin. Bases 363 to 8594 code for a protein of 2743 amino acids. The transcript is spliced from 24 exons. Lineage: Eukaryota; Metazoa; Arthropoda; Insecta; Hymenoptera; Colletidae. The record is from RefSeq and is a predicted model, not a curated record. Gene Ontology annotation, biological process: regulation of GTPase activity.